This is a messenger RNA of Sparassis crispa, 1275 nucleotides long. RefSeq lists its product as uncharacterized. Lineage: Eukaryota; Fungi; Basidiomycota; Agaricomycetes; Polyporales; Sparassidaceae. The record is from RefSeq and is a predicted model, not a curated record. The transcript has 7 exons. Gene Ontology annotation, molecular function: serine-type endopeptidase activity. Gene Ontology annotation, cellular component: membrane. Bases 1 to 1275 code for a protein of 424 amino acids.
AUGCUCUGGACUUUGCGCGCAUACCCUCUCCGCUUCUGCAUACCUCAAACACGGCGCUCUCUAUCCGCUUGUCCGUCUCGCCGAUUUCCUCGAAUAACGUCGCACCAUGUUCGCCCCUACCGAGCUCCGGAAGCACCUCACGUUCCUAGCUUUCGCGAAGAGCUUGCCAAGACUGAGGUGGAGAUGCUCGGCGAGAACACGCGAAUACCCCCUACUGUCAGUAACCAGAUACUCUUCUUCCUAGUAGGUUCGACACUCGCGUUCGGCGCCGCUGCGCGGUGGACUAACGAAGAUACGCUGUAUUGGACGAACAAGAUAUCGGAAUCAAGUUUGGCGUAUAUGCUACGGGUGCCGACAAACCGCGAGAUGGCUGCCGCGCGAUACGAGCACCUGGUUCAGAGAUUGAAGGCGUCUAUCGUCAAAAUCAACGAGUCGAUACAGGGCUGGCCGCAGUCACUCAAGUCGCUAACAAUUUACACCGUGGUGGAAGGCGCGAAUGAAGCACUGAGGGCUUCGGAAGGGUGGCGGGUCUGCGCGGGGAUAGCUGCCGUGAACGGGCUGGUGUGGAUGGCGUGGGCCAUCCCUCCGCUUCAGACGUUCAUGAUGCGCAGCUUCACGCACCACCCGCUGUCGGGACGUUCGUACACGAUGCUCACCAGCGUGUUCAGCCACCACGGUUUCAUACAUCUCUUGUUCAAUUGCAUGGCUUUGACAAGCUUUGGAUCCGCCGCGACGUCGUAUUUUGGAAAACAGCAGCAGAAGGACCCCUCUAACCUGCGUGAAUCUACGCCGAUAUACCACUUCCUUGCAUUCUAUGUGUCAGCGGGCAUAUUCGCCUCACUCGCUUCGCACGUCGCGGCGUCGCGGAUACUCUACCCGCGCCUGGUAGCCGCGGCAGCAGCAGCGAUACCAAUCUCAGCGGCGAAAGCCGGGAAAGUGGCAGCGAAGAAGAUUUUCCCGUCGCUGGGAGCGUCCGGCGCGGUCUACGCCGCGGUGGUGGUCACCGCGCUCGCGUUCCCGAAUAACAGCGUAGCCCUGAUUUUCCUCCCUGGCCUGCACUUCCCCAUCCUGUGGGGCGUGGGCGGGAUGGUCGUCAUGGACGUGAUGGGUGUGCUGCGGGGGUGGGCGUUGUUUGACCACUACGCGCAUCUCGGAGGGGCGGCGUUUGGUGCGUUGUACUUUAUGUAUGGCCCGUCGGUGUGGGAGUCCUUCCGGAUGAUGACCCUCGGCUCGAUGCCUCGCUCGCUCUCAGGCACCGCGCGCAAACAGUCGUAA